UUCAUCUAUUUUCUUUGUCUUCCAUAACGCUUCUACGGAAAUAAAAAUUAAUCUUUGAGAAUAAGCAAGCGUGAAAUGAAUUAAAAGACUGUUUUGUUAGUUUGGUUACCAAAAUAUAGAUUAGUUUGUUCAUUAAUAUUUUGAAGUCCAUUUUCUGUUUUCAAAAUGAACAGCAAAUCUGUGGAAAAUGACUACGAUAGUGAUUCUAUUAUUUCUGACAACUCGAUUGCUAGUAUUACUGAAAUUCUAACCCGGAAGGCCUCGAUUGAAACUAUUUUUGUUGACAGUAGUAGCAGCGGCGAGGAAGAAGAUUUAGAUAUUGAAACGAAAAAUGGUGGUGAGUUUCUUCAAGAAGAAAAAUUUGUUGUAGAUGAGAUAGUAGAAGAAAUACAAGAAAAAAUCGUUAAAAAACAUGAAGAUAAGGCUACGCAGACUUAUGACAAUGAAUUCCUUCCAAAGGCUUUUAAUCGAAUUGACAACACUUUAAAGGCCAGUACAACAAAUACUCUUGGGUUCAGCGAAGCAAUGACUUCUGGACCAAAUCAAUGCACUUUAAUGGAAACAGGUAGUGUAUCUGCAAGUAUUGCAACAUCAGCUAUUAUUUCUACUUCUACUAGAGUAACAAGCAAUAGGAAUAAUCAAAAUUUUAAUAACAACUCAAUCAGAAAUAAAAACCACGUUCGCAAUAAUGUAGUCAGAACUAAGCGAACUUAUAACCGUAUAAAGAGUUAUAAAAAUUAUAGAGUACAGCCUUAUAGGUAUUAUAAUAAUUAUUACAAUAGUAAUAAGAACAGAUCAUACUAUAGAAAAUAUUGUAAUGGUUACAAUAAUAAUUAUUACAAGAGAAAUUACAAUUAUAGCAAUAAUAGAUAUGGUACUGCAUAUUAUAAUAACAAUUAUCGUUAUAACAAUGUUCCAAGGUAUCGCAAUCAAUUUUUCACAUAUCAAUUCAAAGAGCGACUGUUCAGAGGAUUUAUUGAAUUAAUGGAUUAUAUAUUUGAUUAUGAUUACUCUCAAGAUGUCCGUUAUUAGUUUAAGAAAUUAUUGCUAAUUAUUUAAAAACAAAUUUUAUUUGUACCUGUAGUGAUAAUUUUUUCUAUAAUUAUAUUCAUUGAAAGCUUAAUUUUUGAUAUCCAUUAGAUCACCAUGAUAAACUGCCAUAUGAUAUAUCACACUAUGUAUUUGCAUUUGUAUUAUGAUAUUUCUAAUACUAUAUACCUUGACAAACAAUUGAUAUUGUGUAUCUAUAUUCUUUACUAUUUUUAUUACUAAAAAUUUUUGUUAUAAACAAAUAUUGGUUUACUGUUUACGUAAGCUUUCACAUAAUCCAAUACACACAUACAAACACAUGGGUGUGUAUAUAUAUAUAUGUAUAAUAUUUAUAUUAUACCGUGAAGGCUUUUACAAUGUUACUGAAUUUAAAAAAUCUAAUUGCUCAUAGUAUACUUUUUAUAUAAAGUCUUAAUUUAACAAAAAAUGCGGAUUUAUUACAGAAAGAAUGGGCCUUAUAACAAAGUAUAAUUUAAAAAGAUGAUUGUUAGUAAUUUUUAGUCUAGACAUGGCACCAAUGAUUUUUUAAUCUACAAUACAACAAAGUGAAAACCCGCAUUAUCAUUAUAAAUCCAUCUCUCGUUAUGAGGAUCUGGGAAAGUGCAUAAAACCGCACCACCCUACCUUUUUCUUAGCUGAAAGCUUAGCUUACUUAGGCUUUCUUCUCGAUACAUUUUGUUUUCAAAAAUAUUUUAAGAAGCGGACCUCUUUAAAAUCCUUUAUCCCGUUAUUAUUUUUAUGAGUUUUGAAAUCAUAUUUUGUUUUCGUCAUGAAUCUUUUAUAUUCAUUUAAUAAAAAAUAAAAUGCCGAAGCGAUUU
Molecule: messenger RNA, 1868 nt
Organism: Phymastichus coffea
Lineage: Eukaryota; Metazoa; Arthropoda; Insecta; Hymenoptera; Eulophidae
Exons: 4
Coding region: 166-1032 (288 amino acids)
Source: RefSeq, a predicted model, not a curated record